AAAUGAAAAGAGUGGCGAAGUUUAAGGAUUAGGUUGAUUUUUAAAAUCCAACGGUCAGGGAUGCAAGACUCUUUUAUAGGGUCCACAAUCCCUACUGUCAACGGCCCAACAACCAAUAAUGUUUUACCACGUAGCACCUUCCAAUUUCUCUUCUCUUUGUCUUUUUUUCUUGUUCUUUCAACUUUCUCUCUCUUCAAUAUUUUUGUGGCGAACCGCACAACUUUCUCUCUCUUCCCAAGAAUUUCCUAACCCUAUUUUUAUUUCUCAAUCAUCAAUUUUUUCUAUUACCUCUCUUUGCAGGAAUUUAUUAUCAUAAUUUUCCUUUCUAGGGUUCCAUUUAAUUUCAAUGAAGUACUUCUCAUUAUCAACGAUUUGAUUUAUGUUUGUGUACAGUUUUGAGAGAUUAGGUUUUGAGAUUUGUGAAAGAUUUGAUCUUUGUAUAUGAUCAAAUCAUAUCAGAUCAAUUUCCUUAAUACGUCCUAGUUCCCAAGAUUUCAAUCUUUUGGUGAUUGUUUUUUUUCCUAAUAAUUAUAUAAGCUCUAUAGCUUUGGUGUUUUUUGGUGGGUAUUUUGAUAUAUUGAGGUAAAAUCUGUAUGAAAGAGAGAGUGAAUCCUAUGUGUUCAUCAGAGAUCAUGGCAGCAGGAGCUGAAUUUUCACCCACAUUUCCAAUUUUAGAAGCUAAUUGUAACAAUAACAAGGAAAUUGAAUCAAAAAUCAAAGAUGAGGGUUUUGACGACGGUGAAAAUUUGAGGCAAACAAGCAAUGCUAAGCCUCCAAGACAUAUCUCCGUUGUUCGGCAUUCCAUGACCUCUAUCAGUCUAUUCCCACCUGUUGAAACGGACUCAGAUGAUGGAUCAAUUUGCAGUAAAACACCUUCUGAAGAAAAAUCUGGGUUUCUUCCGGUGUUUCGCUCAGGAAGCUGUGCUGAAAUAGGGCCGAAGCAAUACAUGGAAGAUGAACAUAUUUGUAUUGACAAUCUUUGUGAACAUUUAAGCGCAUCUGAUGAUUUCCCCUCUCCUGCAGCAUACUAUGGGGUUUUUGAUGGCCAUGGUGGAACAGAUGCAGCUUCCUUUGUUUGUAGCAACCUUCUUAAGUAUAUAGUUGAGGAUCCACAAUUCCCCGUUUCUUUGGAGAAGGCUAUUAAGAGUGCCUUUAUUAAAGCUGAUUAUGCAUUUGCUGAUUCUACUGCUGUUGAUAUUUCCUCUGGCACUACUGCCCUUGCUGCCCUUAUUUUUGGAAGGACAAUGCUAGUCGCUAAUGCUGGCGAUUGUCGUGCUGUGUUGGGAAAACGGGGUAGGGCAGUUGAGCUAUCCAAAGAUCACAAACCUAACUGUUCAUCUGAGAAACUAAGGAUAGAGAGACUUGGUGGGGUGGUCUAUGAUGGUUACCUCAAUGGUCAGUUGUCUGUAGCACGUGCUCUUGGAGAUUGGCAUAUGAAAGGCCCGAAAGGCUCUUCUUUUCCCUUGAGUGCGGAGCCUGAAUUGCAGGAAACGGUCCUGACAGAAGAUGAUGAAUUCCUUUUACUGGCCUGUGAUGGUCUUUGGGAUGUGAUGAGUAGCCAGUGCGCUGUAACAAUUGCUAGGAGAGAACUCAUGCUUCAUAAUGAUCCCGAAAGGUGCUCUAGAGAACUUGUCCGGGAGGCACUAAAGCGCAACACAUGCGACAAUUUAACAGUUAUAGUGAUUUGCUUUUCUGCAGACCCACCACCUCGGAUUGAGAUGCCUCCCACUAGACGGAGGAGUAUAUCAGCAGAAGGCCUGAAUCUGUUGAAGGGCGUAUUAGAUGGAGUCUCGUAAGGCUUUAGGUGGGAAAUUAUGAAUUUUUCCUUAAAUGAAUGGAGUUUGCUAUCAAUAUGAAGCAGUUCACAGCCUUGAUUACAGUUUACGGCUUGUCUACCAUGAGGCAACUGCCAAGAAUUAAGGAAAGAUAUACAUACAUAUAUAUCUUUUGGUGAAGCGAUGGGAUGAUGGUGUAGAAACAUGUGGUCGCUGUCAAGGCUGGCUAAGGGGUUUCCUAAAAGAAUGUUGCAGUGUAGCUAUUCUAUUAUGGGGAUAAGUUGCUUUCCAAUUUAGAAGCUUAGUUAUGUAGGAUGUAAAUUAUUCGGCAAUCAUUUUUGUGCAUCAGGAUUCAGGGAGUAGCAGCAGAGUUUUUUAUUACUAUGUUGUAUAAUGAGGAUGAUUCAAUCGUUUUAGUGCUUGUAGCUGAAUAGAAUCCAUUAUUUCUUAUGAUAUGAUCUUCGAUCUUUGAUUGAUAUAUGCCAAAAUUCCUAUUAGUCCUAUUGGCUCUAUUUGUUAGACCUAUGACGCAUUGUAAUUCCAAACUGUAAACAUUUCUUUCUUCUUGCAUCAAUUAAUUUAAGUAGUUUAUUUUUAGAAAAUUAUAAAAAUUUGUUAGGCACCAAUUUAUUUUGAACUCCAAACCCCAUGUAGAUAGGAUUCACUUAAUGAGAUUGAGAUGAUAACAUAUUUGUAUGAGUUGAGUAAUUACAACACUCAAGUUUGACCUGUGAUUAUGAAUAUGAGGAUGAUAAGAGAUGUUAUUUGAAGUAUUUACAUAAUAAUCCAGAAAUCUCAAGAAUUAGGGUUAAUGAUUAUAAUUAAUGAUGGCAGUGCUUAAUGGCUAAGGACAAAAGAGGAGGACCAAGAUUGUGG
Messenger RNA from Amaranthus tricolor (Joseph's coat), 2651 nucleotides. RefSeq names its product probable protein phosphatase 2C 27. Gene Ontology annotation, biological process: protein dephosphorylation. The transcript is spliced from 4 exons. Gene Ontology annotation, molecular function: cation binding; protein serine/threonine phosphatase activity. The coding region runs from base 594 to 1796 and encodes 400 amino acids. Lineage: Eukaryota; Viridiplantae; Streptophyta; Magnoliopsida; Caryophyllales; Amaranthaceae. The record is from RefSeq and is a predicted model, not a curated record.